Messenger RNA from Trichoplax adhaerens, 948 nucleotides. RefSeq lists its product as uncharacterized. The transcript is spliced from 10 exons. Gene Ontology annotation, cellular component: DNA replication factor C complex; nucleus. The record is from RefSeq and is a predicted model, not a curated record. The annotation marks the transcript as partial. Gene Ontology annotation, biological process: DNA repair; DNA-templated DNA replication. Gene Ontology annotation, molecular function: DNA binding; DNA clamp loader activity; ATP hydrolysis activity. Lineage: Eukaryota; Metazoa; Placozoa; Uniplacotomia; Trichoplacea; Trichoplacidae.
AUUGAAAAAUAUCGUCCAAAACAAUUGGAUGAGGUCGUUGGUAACGAAGAUACUAUUAGCCGACUGGAGGUAUUUGCAAAGGAAGGUAAUUUGCCUAAUAUUGUAAUUGCGGGACCUCCUGGAACUGGUAAAACAACAAGUAUAUUAUGCAUAGCUAGACAGCUUCUUGGAACUUCAAUGAAAGAUGCAGUCUUAGAGCUAAAUGCUUCAAAUGACAGAGGUAUCGACGUGGUGCGUAACAAAAUUAAGAUGUUUGCGCAAAAGAAGGUUACAUUACCUCUUGGCAAACAUAAAAUUAUUAUAUUAGAUGAAGCAGACAGCAUGACUGAUGGAGCACAGCAGGCAUUACGUCGGACAAUGGAGAUCUAUUCGAAGACCACGCGAUUUGCUCUAGCUUGUAAUACAUCUGAAAAAAUUAUAGAGCCUAUUCAAUCGCGAUGUGCCGUUUUAAGGUUCACGAGAUUAAACGACUCACAAAUCUUGGCUAGAUUAAUGGAAGUUUGUCGGCAAGAAAGCGUUAUUGCUACUAACGAUGGCUUAGAAGCAGUGAUAUUUACUGCUCAGGGAGACAUGAGACAGGCAUUAAACAAUCUACAGUCAACAUACGCUGGAUUUGGACACGUAAAUAGUGAGAAUGUUUUCAAAGUAUGUGAUGAACCACAUCCUUUACUUAUAAAACAAAUGAUACAAGCUUCGAUUGAAUGCAACAUUGACGAAGCUUAUAAAGUCCUAUCUCACUUGUGGCAGCUUGGGUAUUCUCCAAUUGAUAUUAUCACUAAUAUCUUUCGUGUGUGUAAAAAUUACGAUAUGCCUGAAUACUUAAAGCUGGAAUUCAUAAAGGAAAUAGGAUUUACUCAUAUGAGAAUUGUGGAAGGAAUAGACUCUUUACUACAAUUGUCCGGAUUAUUAUCAAGAAUGUGUAUAAAAAGCCUUAAGAACACUGGCUAA